Messenger RNA from Pomacea canaliculata, 3975 nucleotides. RefSeq names its product polycomb protein suz12-B-like. Gene Ontology annotation, molecular function: chromatin DNA binding. Gene Ontology annotation, cellular component: ESC/E(Z) complex; nucleus. Bases 292 to 2229 code for a protein of 645 amino acids. The record is from RefSeq and is a predicted model, not a curated record. Lineage: Eukaryota; Metazoa; Mollusca; Gastropoda; Architaenioglossa; Ampullariidae. The transcript has 15 exons.
AAUUAUAAUGCUAACUAAAGAAAGUGAUAUAAGAUUUAAUUUGUUUUUCUUUGUAAAAUAAUCAAAAGUUUUGUUGUUGUUGUUUUUUUUUUGCUUGCUUUUUUCUAACCGUUAUAGUUAGCUACCCCGACUCGCACCCACGCCCGUUCAUGUCUUACCGCGUUUAUUGGACAGUCCGUCUUGACAUCACUUCCUGUUCCUGUCGCUCCCUGAAGUCGAAUCUCUUCCAAUGUGCUUUGUGUGUCCAUAUUCGCGCGGAUUUAGAGUUUUUCAUAAAAACAUCACCACAAAAUGAGACCAAAGAAACGCCCAGCCGAUUGUUUAUCAACUCCCGAACCCACGCAUGACAACAUUGAAGCCGACCACGAGCUUUUUCUGCAAGCCUUCGAAAAGCCCACGCAGAUCUACCGAUACCUUCGUACCCGUCAGGCAAUUUUGCCAGUUUUUUUACCACGGACAUUAUGGUACAUGAAAGGGCGUCUGUCUGUUCCAAAUACAAAAAGGAAGAAUUUUAAAGUCGACUCCCUUCUCGCAAUCGUGUCAGCCAAGAAUCUCCGAGAGCACCAGCCCCAUAGGAAUAAACCAGAUGUGUUAAAUGUAAAGUUUUCUGGGUUCUUCAAUGUUGAUGUACAUACAGAUGCUGAGUUUGCUGAGGCAGAAAUCCAGUUGUUAAAAAAUGGACACAGAAAAAGAAAGUCAGCAGUGUCCUCCUGUCCUUCCCAGGUGAGUCUGGGUAAAACCAAGAUUCCAAUCAAUCCUGGUUUGUCUUCAUCGUACCAUGACAAUGUUGCCUCCAUCACCCACAGAUUCACCCACUCAAAUGGCAGCUUAGCACGUUCGUGUGGCCUUUUUGUCAAGGUCACAUGCCCCAUUCGCAGAAAUCUUCCAAAUGGAUUUCACAAUGGAGACUUGCAUAACCAUGAUGAACCAAUACAAAAACGGAGGAAAAAUGGUCGUAUGUCAUUCCACGAAGAGGAACCAAUGUUGUUUGGGGCAGCUGUUAGAGUCUAUGAUAGAAACCGUCAGUGCCUGCUUUGUAAUGGUCAAUAUCAGAUUGUGCUGACUGACCUGCAGUCGUAUGAAACUUUACCAGGAAGAACAGCAUCUUGGCUGUCAGUGACAGAUCCUCAGGACUUAGAACCAUUCAAGAUUUUUGACAAGCUGCCAACCAUCAAGUUUGACUUGACUUGGGACGAAGGACCCAACAGUUCUGCCUUACCUGCAUCACAGGAUUCACUCUCUCCUCGAAGUGUUAACAAUUUCUCAGAAAAUAACAUCACUACGGACAGUAAGAUGUGCCCUAGCAAUAUUUCAAGCAGUGAGAGAGCACAAGUCAUGCACGAUGGAGUGACACAUAAAAAUCCCACUACAGGAACAAAAAGUACCAAGCCUCGAGAGCCUGGCCUGACAACCCCUCGCAAGCGCCUUCGACUCCAGUACUGUUUUCAGUAUGGCAACGGCGAGACCAUGCGGCAGCAGACAGAGGUUCGAGAGGAUCUAAGAUGUCCAUGGUGUGCACUUUUGUGUCCUUCCUUGUUUGCUCUUCUUAAACAUCUUCGUUUGACACAUGCUCGCUUCAACUUUAUUUAUGUGCCUCACUCCAAAGGUCCUCAGAUUGAAGUAACAGUAAAUGAAAUGUAUGACGGCUCAUAUGUGGGAAAUCCUCACGAUGUCCACUCACACAUUGGCUAUGCCUUUAGUCGCAGUGGUCCAGUAAGGCGAACACCUGUCACACAUGUAAUUGUAUACAGACCCAAGCGACCAGCACCAUCUUUGAAUGAGUUUAUGGAGCCAGAGUCAGACAGUUCUAUCAACAGGCAGCUAGUGCAGGGUCACAACAGGCUUUAUUACCACACUGUCACCUGCCAACCGAAUCGACCACAAGAUAUUGAUGAGGACAGUGAGGACGAAAGCACCCCCUCGUGGCUUUAUAAGAAAACUGUGAUGAUGAUUGAUGAAUUCACAGAUGUAAAUGAAGGAGAGAAGGAGUUGAUGAAAAUGUGGAACUUGCAUAUUAUGAAACACAAUUACAUGGCAGAUUGUCAGAUAGUCAGUGCCUGUACAACAUUUGUUGAAGAACAUGGGAAUGAGAUUCUUGAGAAGAAUCUCUCCCGCAACUUCCUGAUUCACCUAGUAAACUUGUUUGACUUCAGCUUAAUCCGCCCAGAGGUGGUCCAGAGAUCAUACGCAAUGCUGGAAAAUCUUAGGGAAUCUAUGGGACUGGCUUGAUGACGGCCUUCAGAUUAGACAUAAGAUCUUUAACAGUGAUUUGUCUACAAAACUAUGAUACACAACUUGCCACCACUUGUGAUUCAUUACCUCCAGUGACACUAAGUCAGCAAACACAAUGGCUGAGUAUUGUAGCAUGACUGCAGUACAAUUGUUAAGGUGUGAAUUCAGUGGUCUGUGCUUGAAUAACUAGGGUGGUCUGCAGUGUACAUCAUCACAUUGACACAUAAAGGGUACUAAAAAAUCUAAUCAGAGAAGCAAUAUUAAUAGAAUAAGUAGAGGGUUAGAUUAACUUUCACAGCAUUUGCAUCGUGGUAACUAGUUUUGGAAGUGUCUAGGACACUAGGUAGUAAUUUAUUACCUCCCCUUCCCCAUUCAACCAUAUAACUUUUCAACGUUUAUGCGGUGAAUUCCUUUUAACAAACGAAUUUUAGCUGUUUGCACGUUUCAUUAUGCAAGAUGCAAAGCAUAGUACAGUUUAUUUUGAAGGUUUUGAUCAUCCAGAUGACAAUAAGGAUAAGAGGACACUGAUGAACAAAGGAUGCAUGCAUGGCAAAAUAAUUUGUGCUUCUAGAAAGAGCAGCAAACACUUGUGUCUUUUUGUCAUAGGCUUCAUUGCAAAACGUUCAAACAUUCUUGAAUGUAGACAAGGUUUUUGUUUGCAGUGGGUAGGGGGAGGUUGAUGUAUUGCUUAUGUAAAACAAGAAUGUUGGCAGACAUUGAAGAAGACAGCAGUUAACAAGGAUUUUAUUUUACAUCUACAUUUGAUCUAUUUUGUCAUUGCUUGCUUAUAGAUAUCUAUCUGUUCCAUCCCCACCCCUGUUUUUUUUUUUCUUUCUUUCUUAAUGUUCUUCAGGAUCCCACAUUUACAAUGUAUGCAAAAUGGGAGAGAUGCAUGUGUAGUUUCUGGGUUUAGUUAUAAAAGCAAUUAGAACACAGUUUGCACUGGCCAGGAUUUCUUGCUCUUUUUAUGGUGGUUCAUAACAGCUUUACAAAAAUAUACCAUGCUUUAUAAAAGGAUUUGCAGUUAGUGUUGUUUUGGUCACAAUGCAGACUGAAAAUUAUGCUAGCCAGUUUGAAGGCAAGAAGUGUUAAAAGAGCAGCGAGUGGGAAAUCUUGAAUGAGAAGGGGGAGGCCUUGAUUACUAAAUACAAUGGUAAGGCAGCUACCACUAUUCUAAUCCACUUAGAAAUCUUUAAUUUUUUUUUACCCUUUCGUGUUUUCUUGGAUGCAUUGCCAGGUGUGUUUGAGAAUCCUGUAGCUUUGAGUGCUCAAGUAGGCUUGUCUUAUACAGAGGGUAUAAUGCUAAUCUUUUGCGACUAAUGGCAUUGUUCUUUUCUAGUGAGGUGCAAAAGUUGUGCGCUUAAUGGGUCAUGUAUUUUAUGUUUUAUUUGUGCAAGUUAAUGGCUGUGUUGACUGGCAAGCAUGUGAUGACAUUCGAUAGUAAGGUCCGCCUUUCUUUCCUCUCACCCCCUUUUUUUCUUUUCUCUAUCUCCCCAAAAUGCUUUCUCACAUCAUGAUGUUAAAUCAGUUGAGAAACUGAACAGAGAGAAGAACAAAUGAAAGGCAUGUCAGAAUAUGAUGUUUAUUUUGCAUCCUGUACUAAAGGAAUUCUUCAAAUUGUAGCGUACAGUGUAUAUAUUGACAGUUGUAUGAAAGUAUGUGUGCUAGUACGCAUUGGCAUUAUGCAAAUUGCAUGCACAGAAUUACAAAAAAUGCAUGAAGUGGAAUAAAUGAAUUGUCUUA